GGGUGCCAAAGAGAGAGAGAGCGAGAGAGAGAGAGAGAGAGAGAGAGAUUUCCAGUGGACUAGCAAAUCAACCAGGCUGAAUGCACUUUUGAAAAGGAAGUGGCUGAAGGACAGGAGACUGAGCAGAAGCCGUGAGCUCUCUGCGUCUGAAUGCUCAGCUGGGGUCUGAAGAGCACCACAUCCCCAGAACAGGAUGCAGCGGGAGGAGGUGUCCGCCCGGGAGGAGUUCAGCUACACCCACAUCCCCACCCUGGAGCGAGGGAGCGGGAGCGGCACUUUGAGCCGGCGGUUGGAGCGUGAGAGGGAGCAGGCAGAGCGAGACAGCUACACGGUGGAUGUGAGAGCCAGCGACUUGGAGCUGGAGCGGGUGGAGACCUUACACCCGUGUUUCAGCUACCGGGCUUGGCUGUACAGUGUGCUCAUUGGGUGCAGUCUCCUGAUCACAGCUGGCUUCUCACUCUACCUGGGGAAUGUUUUUCCUGUCGCCAUGGACUACCUGCGCUGUGCUGCCGGCUCGAGUGUGCCUGCAGCCGUGGCCAGCUUCUCCAUUGCCAUGCGCUGGCGCAUCGCAGUGUCUGAUUUUCAGCUGGUCUAUGUUGCUACAUUUGCCGUGACGACCACGUGUCUGGUAUGGUUCGGCUGUAAACUGGCUCUAACUCCCUCGGCCGUCAACAUCAACUUUAACUUGCUCCUGCUCAUUCUACUGGAAGUACUCAUGGCCAGCACUGUUAUCCUAUCAGCUCGCUCUGUGGAGGAUUGCUGUAGCCACACCAAGCCAGUUUAUGAUGGCGCUGCAACCGUUGCUGUGUUCCCCACGCGUCUUCUCAAGGCCUAUGCUGUCAUCGAGAUGAUCGUCGGGAUCGCUGCAGUUUUGGGAGGGAUCAUCGCUCUCCACAUGAACGCUCUGCUCCCUGGGCCCUGCCUGUCCGUCACCUUCUUCUGGAUCCUAGUGGCUUGUUUUCCCAGUGCCAUAGCCAGCCAUGUAGUGUCAGAAUAUCCCAGCAAGGCUCUGGUAGAGAUGCUGAUUGCUAUCAGUAGUGUGACCUCCCCACUGCUGUUCUCUGCCUCUGGUUUUCUGUCCAGUAGUGUGAUGAACUUUAUUGAAAUCUUCCUGCAUGAGGUGCCCACAGAGAAGCAGUCCUACGACAUCCUGCUGUUGAUCCUGAUGGUGCUACUGUUGGCUCAGGCCUGCCUCACGCUGGCCACAGUGGUGCACUGCGCCUCCUACAAGAGCCAGCUGCACCCAGGGUCACCAGAGUGGGACGAGGCCCCACAGCAGGGACCACGCCUGGGAGAGCUGCAGGGCUCCAGCAGCUCCCUGCGUGAGUUUGACAAAGACAAAGCCUGGAAAGCCGUCGUAGUCCAAAUGGCCCCGUGAGCAUCUGCGAUGACUGUGGACAGAGGAGCAGGCAAGAGUGGGAGGAUGAAGAUGACGCGCGUGUGGAGGAUGACGUGGGGAGAGGAGGGAUACAACAGGGCGGGAGAACAAACGUAGCAAAUGUAGCAACACAGUGAGAGUAGUGGACACCAGCCAGGAUGAGCAGGGCCGGGAGCCGCAGUGAGUUUGGCACAGUGCUUAGUCGCACAGAUCCUGAUGUCAUAGCCGGAGCACAUGCAUAGAAACAAGCAAGAGGGAGUUUGGCUUAAACGUGGGUGGAAUGUAGACUUAUUAGUGUAGGAAUAAAACUGAACAAGCUGAACAUUUCUGAGCCAAUCCAACGGCUUGUGAAUGAAGAGAGGAUGAGAAAUGGAAA
This is a messenger RNA of Electrophorus electricus (electric eel), 1754 nucleotides long. RefSeq names its product modulator of VRAC current 1 (gene mlc1). The record is from RefSeq and is a predicted model, not a curated record. Lineage: Eukaryota; Metazoa; Chordata; Actinopteri; Gymnotiformes; Gymnotidae. Gene Ontology annotation, biological process: regulation of response to osmotic stress. Gene Ontology annotation, cellular component: cytoplasmic vesicle; plasma membrane; endoplasmic reticulum.